Molecule: messenger RNA, 1842 nt
Organism: Sinocyclocheilus rhinocerous
Lineage: Eukaryota; Metazoa; Chordata; Actinopteri; Cypriniformes; Cyprinidae
Product: receptor-interacting serine/threonine-protein kinase 3-like
Exons: 9
Coding region: 284-1600 (438 amino acids)
Biological process (GO): protein phosphorylation
Molecular function (GO): ATP binding; JUN kinase kinase kinase activity
Source: RefSeq, a predicted model, not a curated record
UGGGAUCCACAGCUGUCCAGUGUGAGACCUGAGAGAGCCAUGACGCACCUCACUGCAGGAGACAACAUGAGUCAGCAUUAAGGAAAGCAUGUGUGCAGUGGUGUUUUCUUCUUCUUGAUCGGCAGAGAAGCGCUUGUUUGAUGGGGAAGUGAAACCAGCUUCUCGAUGUGGAAGCGUCGCCAUUAACGAGGAGCUCGGAGGAACGGACGCACUCAGACGGAAUAUGAAAUAUUUAAGCAUGCUCCGGUUGAGUAGUUGAGUAGAUCAGACGCUCGGGGCGGAGAUGGACGACUCUGUGUGCAUCAGGUUCGAGGUGAUCCGUGAUGAAUGUCUGCAGGGCUGGAGGAGAAUCGGAACCGGCGGAUUCGGCCAGAUCUACCGAGCGAAGCACAAGACCCUGGGCAUGGACGUGGCCAUAAAGUUAUUACAUUAUAAAGACGGACCGGCGUCCUCCAUCCAGAGGGAAGCUCUCCUGAUGUUCCAGGGCGGGAAUCCUAACGUGAUCCGGCUCUUGGGUCUGUACGAGGGCCGUGUGGGCGAGGGCCGAGGGCUGGUGAUGGAGUUCAUGCCCAAGGGUUCGGUGGCGGAUCUGCUGCAGACGCUGGCCGGGCCGCCGCCGUGGCCUCUGACCUUCCGCAUGACGCACCAGAUCAGUCUGGGCAUGAACUUCCUCCAUCAUCUGACUCCUCCGCUCCUGCAUCUGGACCUCAAGCCCAGCAACGUGCUGCUGGACGACAGCCUCAGAGCCAAGCUGACAGAUUUCGGUCUGUCGCGAGUGGCUCGAAGCGUUUCUAGAUGCUCCAGAGAGAAAGACGAGGAUGAUGGAGGAACACUGAGCUACAUGCCUCCUGAAGCGCUGCAGUCUGUCAACUACAAAGCCAGCAAAGCCACUGACGUCUACAGUUACGGCGUUCUGCUGUGGUCCAUCGUCACCGGGAAGGAGCCGUAUGAAGACGCUCUGUCCAGCCUGGUGCGCUUCCGGAUCCCUCAGGGGGACAGACCGGACCUGACCUCCAUAGACCCCCGCGGGGUUAAAGGGCUGGAAGAUAUGGUGAAGCUCAUGACCGAGUGCUGGCAUCAGGAUCCCAGCAGGAGACCGUCGUUCCUCGGACGUCUUGAUCCUCUUUAUGUUUCAGAAGCACAGCCUCAGGUUUCGUCUUGCGUCACUGGACCACUUCCCAAACAGGAAACAGCUGCCAGUUACACAAAAUCCAUAAAGAAAGGUAAUCUGAGCUCCAGAGAUGAAUUCACAGAAGCAUUUCCUCGUCCUGCUCCGCCGGUGAUGCCUAUCAGAACAACACAGGUAUUGCACAAGUCAUCAAGAUAUCCCACGUCUGCCAGUAGAUGGAGCUGGUCCUUUAGCUCCUCAGUCCUGACAGAUUUGAUUAAAUCAGGAACAGAAAGCGUGACACUCGUCUGUCUCUCUGCUUUCCUCUCAGGCGGAGCUCAGAUCACCAUGUCCAACGUCUAUGGAGUUCAGAUCGGCAACAACAACAGCAUGAAUAUUGUUCAGAAACCGCGGCAGAGGCACCGAACGGCUCCUUCCAGCGUCGGCAGGUCUUACUCAAACUCGGAGAACUCACAGAAAAAACCUCAGUGACAUCUUCACACAGGAAUCAGCUCUCGUUCAGCUCUCAGGAGUUGAGUGUUUUAGACUAUAACCGAGUCAAAGGGAAAUAGAAUUUUAAUGCGGCUGAAAAAUAUUCAGGCCUAAAUUUAAGAUUUAUGUAUUUGAACCGCAUAUAAAAUAUCCAUGCAUUUGGAUUACACAGCAUAACAUUAACUAACCAAUAAACUUAAUGAGAUGCAUAUUUGUUAGUCAUGCAUAAAGUCAGAUUAAUA